Messenger RNA from Zingiber officinale, 1757 nucleotides. Its product is annotated as transcription factor HHO6-like. Gene Ontology annotation, biological process: regulation of DNA-templated transcription. The coding region runs from base 1072 to 1644 and encodes 190 amino acids. The transcript has 4 exons. NCBI's taxonomy places the organism in Eukaryota, Viridiplantae, Streptophyta, Magnoliopsida, Zingiberales, Zingiberaceae. The record is from RefSeq and is a predicted model, not a curated record. Gene Ontology annotation, molecular function: DNA binding; DNA-binding transcription factor activity.
UAAAAGGACACUAGCUUCUGUGGGUGUGGUGAGUAAUCAAAUAUCCAGAGGAACAAUUAAGAGGAUAAAUAGGUUUGAAAGGUUGACUUCUGACUAUCUGUAAAAAGAAAGAUAAAAUAAAGAUUUACUGUUGUAGUGCUAUGAAAAUUGGAUUUUGAAUUCUAAACAAUCUAGGUAAUUAUUGAGAUUGAGAACAUAGACAUUAUGUUUAAAUAGGAAAUGCAAUUGCUAUUUCUUGGGAAUAGAACAAUACCAAUAAAUAUUAGGCUCAAAAUAGAACAUAAAAGAUAGAUUACUACUUAAAAAGAAUAAAUAAGGACUAUUUUUUAUAGGGUAAAAAAAAAUCAUACAUAACAUUUUUUUUAUUUGUUUAGCUUGCAUGACCUUUAAUGACAUGAUUGCUAUUUUUAUGUGUGCAUGAGUUUAAAUUCAUCAACUUUUUUAGUUUAUUUUUAUUAUUUUUUUUCCAAGUAAAAGUUCAUCCUAGACAUCUAUUAAAGGAUAUAAUGGGAAGGUCAGGUUGAUUCCCGUAAUCAAUUAAAUCUAUGCAACUUUAAGGAAUAAAUACUACCAAUGCAAAUUAACAUGUUCAUAUAUAUCAUUUUAAUAAAAGGUAACUAAACAUAAAUUUAAAAAAUUAAUAAACUUAAGCAACUCACCUUCAGAAAUGACACAUGCACUUUUUUUUAAAAAAUAAAAAAUAAAAACAAACAAGAAUAAUAGCAACAACAACAAUAUUUUACAUCUCUUCUCCUACAUGGAUUUUAAACCUUGUCGAUUAUAUAAAAGUAAAUACAUUUUCAAAACCUGAACUUUACUCCUUUUGGAGGCAGGCGUUUUUUGGCUCUCUUAUAGAACAUUCAAAUUCAUGGUAUGGAGAGUUUAGAAAGAAAUCUUUGUAUGCAUGUAUUCCUUCUAAAUCUAGAAGGAAAUCUAAUAAGAACAUUCCAAUCAACACUGGCCAACUUUGUCACAAAAUCUUCUCACUUGCCUGUUAAACUCUUCCACCCUUUUCUUUCUAUUUAACGACCAACACCCUCCUAAAUCCUCUCCCAUCGGUACCGGGGCACGAUGGCGUCGGAGAACCGAGAUGUAAAGGUGGCCUUGCGAGAGAGGCAUAUCCUCAAAAUGGAAGAGGAGAAGAAGAAGGUGGAGAAUUUAAAAGAGGAGCUCCCCGAGUGCAACCGGUUGUUCAUAAAUGCUCUACAGUUCAUGGAGAACAAGUUGGAGAAGUGCAGUGGCAAGAGAUGCGUGCGCGUGUUCGGACGCAUCAUGUCUACUUCCGAGAAACUCGACGAGCCUGGCCACCGUACGAACGGAUCGAGCUCGGUCUCAAUGGAAGAUGCCGGCCAUGAUCUGCCACCGACAUCGCCGUUGCUGCCGAAGAAAGCGAGAAGGUAUUGGACGGAGGAGCUGCACUGCCGGUUCCUCAAGGCCGUCGAGCAGCUCGGAGGCGCCCAGCUUGCGACUCCGAAGCAGAUCAAAGAGCAGAUGGACGUGGAGGGCCUCACGAGCGACCAAGUGAGGAGCCAUUUGCAGAAACACCGGCUGAGCAUGCGCGAGAGGGCGGGGCUGAGCUUCCACCUGGAAGGAGGCGAUGCGCGGGUUCAGCGCGAGGAAGAUGAAGGGGAAGAAAGGGGCUGAAGCCCGGCAUUGGAACAUUAAUUUAUUAUUAUUAUUUUUGAUUUUGAGGUUAUAAAAAAAAUUAGAAUAUGAAAUAAAAUGAGAAACUCUUGGCUCCGUAGAUUUUUUAUUAA